This is a messenger RNA of Dufourea novaeangliae, 531 nucleotides long. Its product is annotated as ctenidin-1-like. Bases 1 to 531 code for a protein of 176 amino acids. The record is from RefSeq and is a predicted model, not a curated record. Lineage: Eukaryota; Metazoa; Arthropoda; Insecta; Hymenoptera; Halictidae. The transcript has 3 exons.
AUGACCAAGCUCGCGGCGGUCUUUGCGGUAGCCUCGUUGCUCGGUGCGGUCAACGCUGGCGGGCACGGCGGUGGACACGACCAUGUGGUGAUCCACGUACCCUACAAGAUCAAAACCGUCCACCACACGCACACGAUCACCAAGCACAUCCACCACGGUGGCGGAGGUGGCGACAAAUACGAGGUUUUGGGCUACACUGUCGGCCAUCCCAUUGAUUUAGGUCACGGUGGAGGUGGUGGUGGUGGUGGUCUGGGUGGAGGUGGCCACGAUUUCGGCGGCGGUGGUCACGAUUUCGGUGGCGGCGGUGACUUCGGCGGCGGCCAUAUUGAAUACAGCAGCGGCGGCGGCGGUGGCGGUGGCGGCGGUGGCGGCCAUAUUGAAUAUGGCAGCAGCGGAGGAGGUGGCGGCGGUGACAUUGGCGGAGGACACGGAGGAUUCAGCGGUGGAUUCGGCGGCGGAAGCUACGGGGGCGGCGGUGGAAUCGGCGGAGGUGGUUUCGGCGGCGGACACGAAGAUUGGGGUGGCCAUUAG